Molecule: messenger RNA, 1835 nt
Organism: Gekko japonicus
Lineage: Eukaryota; Metazoa; Chordata; Lepidosauria; Squamata; Gekkonidae
Gene: FANCC
Product: Fanconi anemia complementation group C
Exons: 14
Coding region: 1-1680 (559 amino acids)
Biological process (GO): cellular response to oxidative stress; interstrand cross-link repair; nucleotide-excision repair
Cellular component (GO): Fanconi anaemia nuclear complex
Source: RefSeq, a predicted model, not a curated record
AUGACUGAAGAUGCUGGAAUCACAAAAUCAAGCUUUGAGUUUUGGCUGCACAAAGCCCUUGAGUGGGGUCAGAUCACCACUCCAGAAUCUCAGCAAGAUGUCUGCCUUCACUUGCCUGAAUUACAGGAAUUUCUACUGCAGAUUUAUGGAGCUUUGAAACAUAUGAAUUGUACGGAUGCAGUCCAAAAGUUUCCAUUAAUCGGUCAAUUAUUGGGGAGGCUUUGUUGGAAUCCGUUUGUCAUUGGGCAUGAUGAAUGCCAGAAGAGUCUAAUGUGGUGCUUAUGUUGUCUGUACAGUGGUGAACCACAGAACCCUGUGGAAUUGAAGGCCAACAGCUGGAUACAAAUCUCAUUGUGCCAUCUCCUGUCACUUUCUGGACUGGGACAUCAUGACAGUGAUAUUAACAACUUCAUUGCAACUCUUGGGUUGACAUCUGCAGAUUACUAUGUGAAACUUGUUGAAAAUGUCAUCUCAUCACUAGUGACAGAACUCAGCAGAAACUGGUUUAAUAGAUUUAAUAGUCAACAAAGUAUUUCUUUGCGAGUAAGAUCCAUGUCCCUUGUCUGUGUGCCGCUUAUUAAUUUACCUGAAAUAACACCACUGCUGGAAGCCCUUCUUAACUAUCAUGGGGAUGGAUCAGAAGAAGUUCUCCAUUGUGAGUUUUUAGAAGUUAUGAAUGAAGCCAUUUUACAAAAAAAAAUCUCCUUGUCUGAAUCUGCUGUGGUGCAGCUGUGGCUUCGUCAUCUUCCUAGUCUGGAGAAAGCUUUGUUACAGAAUUUUGAAAGUUUAAUUUUUGAUCAACCAAGUUCAGUGGAAGAAAUGAUACAUCUGAUAAAAAGUUCUCUAUUGCCCAAAGCUGCAUGUCAUCCAGCCAUCUUCAGAACUAUUGAAGAAUUUUUUAAGAAUGCAUUGCUGGAAACCAACGGAGCACCAGAAGUAAUGACUAUAAUGCAAGUGUUUACACGAUGCUUUCAUCAAGCUUACCAAGGGAAUAAUAAUCAGUACAAGUUUCCAUUGAAGGCCUACUUUCCACAUAAUCCACACUCACUGUUGAGAGCUUUCCUUAAACAGCCCUCAGAUUUGCCAGCUGCUGGUUUACAUCAGCAUUUGAUUCAUAUUGCUGAAAUGUUGAAAGCAAUAGUGAAAACUAAAUGUACGAGAUCUUGUGGUGACCUGUUUGAGACCUGGUUUUUGUUCAUCCAUUUUGGAGAAUGGGCUGAUACUGCAGCAGAACAUUUGCUCAUGUCAAAUGCAGAAUCUUCAGAUGCCUUGUUGUGGCUUUUGGCAUUUUACUAUGAUCCAAAUGUUGAGAAUCGCCAGGGAACUCAAACAAUGUUGGAAGGCAGAUCUCUAUGUGAGUAUCUCACAACCUUGUCCAGAACUCCAGCCCUUUCUGCCAGAGAUCUGCAGGCGGCAGUUAACAGCAAAAUAAGCAGAAGACAACCUGCUACCGAGGAACUUGCCGUUCAUCUGAUUAUUAGCUUUCUGCUUUUUACUGCUAAUGGACACACGAUAGCCAGAGAAUUUAUUGCUCAUUUUGCAGUUACGUAUGGUGAAAUCCUCAGAGUUUCUAGUCUUCUUAGCCGUAUUGCAUACAGAAUCAGCCAACUUGAAGUAAAAUAUCAAAGGACUGUAAAGCUGGCGAAUGAUCUUUUGCAGAUACUAAAGUUUGUGGGUUAGUUUUUGUAGUAAUGCUCAAAAAGCUGCUGAUUUUCCCCCCCAUUAGCAUUUCCCCCUAUAUCUGAUGGUGCAGUUUGUUUCUGAAAAGCUACUUAUGUUGUAACAUAUAGAUAAAUUAUAAAUAUCAUUGAAGAUGUUAAUUGUUUAUAUUUCAU